Molecule: messenger RNA, 2310 nt
Organism: Limanda limanda (common dab)
Lineage: Eukaryota; Metazoa; Chordata; Actinopteri; Pleuronectiformes; Pleuronectidae
Product: cGMP-dependent protein kinase 2
Exons: 19
Coding region: 1-2310 (769 amino acids)
Biological process (GO): protein phosphorylation
Molecular function (GO): cGMP-dependent protein kinase activity; ATP binding
Source: RefSeq, a predicted model, not a curated record
AUGGUGGCCAGUCAGUGUGUGGCCAUGGGCAAUGGUUCUAUAAAAGCCCCGAGGGCUGAAGAGAACAACUGCCUAGCCUCAAUCCGUAAAGACCCUGCUGGUCUGAAUAAAGAUGUCUUCAGGUUGCGGAUUGCCAACCUCGAAGCGGAGCUGGCACGUCGGGAACAAGAGUUUCGAGCUCAGGAGCUUCAGUUACAGCAUCUUCAGCAGGAACUGGAGGCCAAGGUCUCUCAGAUUGAUAAGCUCCAGGAUGCUAUUGGAUACAACAAUAUCCUGGGACGCUCUCCACCACUUCAAUUACCCCAGAGCCACCGCUGCUUCAGUGCAAUCAACCAGGGUCCCAGCCGCUUCCAUAGGGUGGCUGUGGAAGUCCACCGUAGGCUUAAAGCAAAAGAGGGUGUCUCUGCUGAACCCACAUCAAAGCAGUUCUGUGGAGGCCUGAGAGCAGAACACGGCUUUAUUGUAAGGGCUGUCCACAAAAACUCAAUCACCAAAAAGCUGAUCAACAAAGCUAUCAUAAACAAUGACUUUCUGAAGAAUCUGGAUCCACAGCACAUGAGGGAGAUGGUGGACUGUAUGUAUGAGAAGGUUUACACUGAGGGGCAGCUGGUCAUCCAGGAGGGUGAACCUGGAAACUACCUCUACGUAUUGGCAGAUGGCAUUCUGGAGGUCAUCCAGAGUGGAAAGCUGCUGGGUGAGAUGCGUCCUGGUACCGCGUUCGGAGAACUCGCCAUAUUGUACAACUGUAAGAGAACAGCCACUGUUCAAGCUGUGUCCCAGUCUCACAUCUGGGCACUGGACCGCCAGACCUUCCAGACCAUCAUGAUGCAGACCACGCAGGCCCGACAUGAGGAAUACUUCAAUUUCCUGCGCAGUGUGUCUCUGCUCCGUGACCUGCCGGAGGAGAAACUGGCCAAGAUUGUUGAUUGUCUUGAAAUAGACUAUUUUGAAAAAGGGGAGUAUAUUAUUCGAGAGGGUGAAGAGGGGAACACUUUCUUUAUUAUUGCAAAAGGAGAGGUCAUAGUCACUCAAAGCACAGAGGGGUUUGCUGAACCACAAGAAAUCAAGAUACUUGGAGUCGGAGACUACUUUGGAGAGAAAGCUCUCAUCAGUGAGGAUGUUCGCUCAGCUAACAUUGUUUGCAAUGAGAGGGACACACAUUGCCUGGUGGUGGACAGAGACAAUUUCAACCAAAUGGUGGGAACGUACGAUGAGCUUCAGUCUUACCUGAAGGAAUAUGUGGAAGAGCUUUCCAGGAGUGAUGAGAAAAGAAAUGCCCUGCCCUACUCCCCUCAGAUCGACUCUGCAGAGGCUCUGGAGCUGAUGAGGCUGACAGAGAAGAUCGCCCUCCUGCCCCCACACCUGCCUUUCCAGGAGCUCGAGGUCAUAGCUACACUUGGCACGGGAGGAUUUGGACGAGUGGAGCUGGUGAAGCUGAAGGACGAGGACACCACCUUUGCUCUGAAGUGCAUUAAGAAGAUGCACAUUGUGGACACCAGACAGCAGGAGCACAUCUACUCUGAGAAAAAUAUCCUGCAGCAAAUCAGCUCAGGGUUUAUCAUAAGGUUAUUCCGAACAUUUCGGGAUGAUAAGUUUGUCUACAUGCUGCUGGAGGUGUGCCUGGGCGGAGAGCUGUGGACUGUGCUGCGGGACAUGAACUAUUUUGAUGAAACCAAAGCCAGGUUCUGCACUGGUUGUGUCUCAGAGGCUUUUGAUUACCUCCACACUUUGGGCAUUAUCUACAGAGACCUGAAACCUGAAAACCUUCUACUGGAUAAUGAGGGUUAUGUCAAAAUGGCAGACUUCGGCUUUGCUAAAAAGAUUGGACUUGGCAAGAAGACCUGGACCUUCUGUGGGACUCCAGAGUACGUGGCCCCUGAGGUCAUCAUGAACAAAGGCCAUGACUUUGGUGCAGAUUGCUGGUCUUUGGGAAUCCUCAUAUUUGAACUUCUCACCGGCAACCCACCAUUUGCUGGCUCAGACCCCAUAAAGAUUUACACCAUGGUCCUCCAUGGCAUUGAGAAGGUGGACUUCCCAAAGAGAAUAGGCAAGCGUCCAGACGACCUCAUCAGGAGACUCUGCAGGUUAAACCCAGUGGAGAGGCUUGGGAACAAAAAAAACGGCAUCAUUGACAUAAAGAAACACAAGUGGUUCCGGGGCUUCAACUGGGAGGGGUUGAGGCGCCGCAAGCUGCCGUCUCCCCUGAGGAGAGAGGUAAAGGGGCCGAUGGAUCACAGUCACUUUGACAUGUUUCCUCCUGACACAGAGGAGGCUCCUGAUGAGCUGUCCGGCUGGGACAAAGACUUCUGA